Messenger RNA from Mizuhopecten yessoensis (Yesso scallop), 2698 nucleotides. RefSeq names its product dnaJ homolog subfamily C member 11-like. The transcript has 17 exons. NCBI's taxonomy places the organism in Eukaryota, Metazoa, Mollusca, Bivalvia, Pectinida, Pectinidae. Gene Ontology annotation, biological process: cristae formation. The coding region runs from base 7 to 1704 and encodes 565 amino acids. The record is from RefSeq and is a predicted model, not a curated record.
UCGAACAUGGCCGCCUCCAUGGAAGGCGAGGGUGACUUUGGAGAGGAUUACUAUGCAAUGCUUAAUAUAGAUAGACAGUGUACAAAUGCAGAAAUUGAUGCUGCCUAUCGACGUCUCACCAAGAUUUACCACCCAGAUAGACACUUUGAGCCCAUCAGAAAGAAAAAGGCUGAAAACUUGUUUAUCAAACUUAAAACAGCUCAUAAUGUUCUAUCAGAUCCGAACAAGAGGCAAAUAUAUGACCGUUUCGGUGUUAAGGGCCUCCAAGUGGAAGGACUUGAGCUGAUGACAAGGACGAGGUCUCCUGCUGAAAUUAUUGCUGAGCUGAAUCGCUACCAACAGGAGCAGGAAGAAAGGAAACUUCAAAAGAGAACAAACCCCCAUGGAAUGGUGACAUUGGGAAUCAAUGCAACAGAUGUAUUUGAUGCAGAUCCUGACAUGGACGAUGAAUUAAACAGUUACAGAUCCAGCAUACCCAGUAUAGAAAUCAGUCACAUGAGCCUGCACCAGUCGGUGGAGGUUCCGCUCACCAAGAAGAACACCGCAAUCAUUGCCGGCACGUUGGCCAAUCGUAAUGGGAAUGGCAAUGGCGCUUUUACAGCGGUGUGGCGAAGGCUUACCUCAGACAAUGGAUGGGCAGAGCUGGCCUUGUCGUGUGGUGACAAUAUUGGAACUAGUCUACGAGGGUUCAAGAAAAUCAACCGGCGAUGCUAUUGUACUGCAAAUGCCAACAUUUCCUACCUGUCCAAUAGGGGAAGAAAAGCCAUCGCUUUCACAGGCUUCCAGACAAUGAUAGCAUGUCAGCUGGAUUCUCACCUUGAGGGUCGACUUGUGUGGAAUGUCGGGCGACCGUCAGCGAUGAGGACGAUAAUAAAAUACGACAAAGAGUCGUACAUGCUGUUAUUUACUGCUCAGCUUGGCAUUCCAAACAUUUUUCUUCAAACUGUUUUUGUCAAAAAGUUUCCAGAAAAGGAUGCAAAAGUUCGUCUUUCAGCAAAGGUAGGCACCAUGGGUGCAGUUGUGGAAUACGGCUGUGAGACGAAAGUGUCGCAGUUCAGUACCCUCGGCGCAACCAUGGCGGUGGGCACCAGUGUGGGCGUGUCACUUAAAAUCAAGUUUAUCCGAGGCCAACAGGAAUUCUUCUUCCCAAUACACUUGUCUGAGAGCAUUGUCCCUGAGGCUAUAGUGUACGGUACCUUCCUCCCACUGGCUAUCUAUUUCGUGGCAAAGAAGCUCAUCAUAGAUCCGUACCUUAAAUGUCAGGAGGAAGAAUCACAAGGAAAGGAAAAGGAAGAGGCAGCCGAGAAAAUGGCAGCAAAGAAAGAAGAAGCAGCAGCGACUGUUGAGCUAUUGAAAGAGUCUGUGGAACGAAGCAUUGAAUCGGAGGAAAGAAAACGAGGUCUAGUAAUUCUGAAGGCACUGUAUGGGAAGCUGAUAUCCGACGACGAAGGAGAACUGCUGGAUGGCCAAUGUAUCGAUGUGAUCACCCCCGUACAGGCUUUGGUUCGGGACUCCCAACUCAUCCUGUCCGACACCAAAACUAAGUGUGAUAUACCUGGUUUCUAUGAUCCAUGCCCAGGCGAGACGAAAACACUAUAUAUAAGAUACAAAUUUAGAAAUAAGCUACACCAGGUCACCUUGGCAGACAAUGAUGCCAUCCGACUACCCCUACAGAAACAUCUUUUAAAGGAAGACGAGACUUGAAUGAGGAGUAGACAAUGACAUAUCUUUCACAAUGUGCUAGCAUUAACUCACAUUCAUUUGCAUUUACAAAAUCCAGGGGGGAUAACUCUGGAUCAAGUUUCAGGGUUUUGACCAUAUAUCAUGGAAAUGUAAAAUCAACAUCCACGCUGUGAAUUUGAAUACAAGUCGGGAUUGUAUCUAUGCUUCAAUGAUUACGAGUGUGCCAAAAUCAAUUCUGCCUGGCCGGUCAAUUACAAGGCGUGCUUUGAGAUCACUCGAUUUGGCGAGAUUACAAUGGAGCCGAUAUUUGUUUUCAUUGUUAUGAAUAUUUUUUGUAAUUCAGAUGAUAAUAGUUGGGCUAGACACGGAGGUUUCUUAACUGUGUAAUAUAUAAAAAAAAUCUUUAUUAGAUAGCCAUGUUUUUCAGAUGAAUUGCAUAAUCUAACAUCUAGGACGGUGGUUUAAAUUGCAGCUAUUUAUUAAGACUUAAUUAACCUCCUGGAUUUUUGUUUUCAUAAGUUGUGAAAAAUGUGAAUAAGUCCAACAUCUAUGACAAUCAAAUUGACUAGAAAACUAGUAUUGUGAGUUAUCCCAUCCUUAUAAUCCAGGGGUUGCACUGCAGAGAGCGUAAGUGAGUGUAACCCUGGAGUAACGAGGUAAGAGUUACUAAUCAGUUAAGGUUCUGAAGACAUAGUGUUUACCUGGAAACUUUCACCCCGUCAAACUUUCCCCUACAUCGGUUAAACCCAUAUUCGCCCGGUGUUUAUUUCACCCUUCACGUUUAAAAACUAUAUUUAUGAUAUUGUUAACUAAUCUUCGUUCUAAUGAUAGAUUUGCCCCCCUUGUGGAUGGAAAAAAUGCAAAAUUUAGAAAAUGCUUUGGAAAUUCCUGGGUUUACAGUAAUGUAUAUUGAUAGCAUAUGUUUCAGUAUCCUUGAUAUCUAGUGGUUAUGCUCACUUUCGCUCUCUGGACCAUGUCAUAGCAAAAUUGAUGGCACACGGCUAGCUAUUUGAUU